Clarias gariepinus (North African catfish) is the source of this 1418-nucleotide messenger RNA. It is a transcript of the gene scn3b, whose product is annotated as sodium channel, voltage-gated, type III, beta. The transcript is spliced from 7 exons. Gene Ontology annotation, biological process: regulation of heart rate by cardiac conduction; sodium ion transport; ventricular cardiac muscle cell action potential. The record is from RefSeq and is a predicted model, not a curated record. The coding region runs from base 321 to 974 and encodes 217 amino acids. Gene Ontology annotation, cellular component: voltage-gated sodium channel complex. Gene Ontology annotation, molecular function: sodium channel regulator activity. NCBI's taxonomy places the organism in Eukaryota, Metazoa, Chordata, Actinopteri, Siluriformes, Clariidae.
UGGCGCGUCAGUGUGGCAGCGGAUAAUUUGUGGUCCUCAAAUGGAUGGAAAGGGAGGUUCUUCCUCGCUCUUCCUGAAACGCUAGAUAAAGCGCUCUUGUUAUUUUGUUUAUCCGAGGAGAAGCGAUUUUUUAAAAUUAUUUUCUGGAGCACGAGGCUUUUUUUUGGUUUUGGUUGCGUUUGUUUGCACGUGAACAUUUUUACGAUGUGAAACGUCGAUGGAAAAACGGAGCGACGGUUCUAGCGAGUGGAGGGGCUGGUCUUAGAGGGUGUGGAUGUAAUGUGUAUCUCUCGCGGGGACGACGCCCUGCCAUUAGCAUCAUGACAACUCAAAUGACGCUUCUGUGGCAUCUUCUUUUGCUGCUCAUAUUUGCUGUGCGACAAUGCAGGCUGGUGUGCGUGGACGCAGUCUCUGACACAGAGGCAGUUCUGGGGAGCCGCAUGAAACUCACCUGCGUCUCAUGUAUGAAGAGAGAGGAAAUUAGUGCUCAAACAAAGGUGUAUUGGUAUUACAGACCCGACCGGGAUGCAGUCCGUCAGGAGAUCUACAUAUAUGAUGGCGAACCACAGGCCUUGGAGGGGAAGUGGAAGGGCCGUCUGUGGUGGAACGGCAGCAAAGACCUGCAGGAUGUCUCCAUCAGCAUUUCCAAUGUCACGUGGAACGACAGCGGCCUCUAUGAAUGUGUCGUGCUCCGCCAAUUUUCCUUCAACUCGUACUCCCCUUCCAUCGCGAAGACCGUUGAGAUUGAACUGGUGGUACGAGAAGAGGCAAGCGAAGAUCCCACAGCACUGUACUCGGAGAUCACGAUGUACGUUCUGCUGGUGUUCCUCACCUUCUGGCUGCUGGUUGAGAUGAUCUACUGCUACAGAAAGAUCUCCAAAUCAGACGAGCAAGCACAGGACAGCGCGACAGACUACUUAGCCAUUCCUUCUGAAAAUAAAGAGAACCAACCGGGUCCUGCUGUAACGGAAUAAAAGUGGUUGUCUCACACACAAUACGGUUCUGAUGAUUCCUUGAGGCUUAAGAUGAGACUGAUGUUUCGUGGGACGUUGCCAGCGUGCGAGUAGCACCGACAUAACACGACAUGACAACCAAAAGACCCUCUCGUCUUGUACGCGUAAUGAGAAGCAAAUUCUCCACUGCUUUAUUUUUGUCCUUGUCUUUCUCUCAGUGAACGUGACAAUUACAUUAAAGAGCAACACUAGAGAAAUACAGGAUCAUGUUGGUGUUUUCACAGUUUAUGCCUUAGAGGAGAUACGAGAUACGAAAGAGCCAUCAGAUUUUUUUUCUUUUACGAAAAAAAGCUAACACACUGCCUAUUGACAAAAAAAAACAGAAACAUUUUUGCUUGACGUUCAGCAUACUCAGAAAGACGUUCAUAGUAUUUAAUAGCGUCUCAUUCUUACUAUUUUGGUAGA